GAUACUUUUAAAUGAUUGAACACUUUACUCUUUCAUUAAGGAUUUAUUAUAAUUACUCUAAAUGUAAAAUACCUAUCUAUUUGUAUGUUUGAUCUUUUCAGUGCAAAAAACACGAGUGUACCCUAAGCAUGAGAUUACAUUCACACUAUACAUGCGUGAGGAAAACUAAUGGUUUACUCUCAGGCAAGAAGGGUCAAAUAGUUAUUGACUUGUGUUGGACAGGUUAGAGCAGUCUGACUUACUAAAUAUAUUAAAGAUCCCAAAAAGUGUUACCAGAAGUCCCGUUGGCUUAGAGGCGAAGCCACAUUUGGAACGACUUUUUAGUUUAAACAGUUUACAGUUUUUACUGAAGGUGGUGCAGUGGGGUUGCCAAAAUGAGAGGCCCCUUUAUGACAAAGUUUAACCAGACUCAAUUUUCCACAAACGUCUCGCCAGCGACUAUGGAGACUAACAUGAAAUAAUUAAUGGCAUUGAGUGUUACAAACUGCUGUGUUUGGGGAUCUAAAAAAACAUUGAACACAUGAAUCUGUUACUCCAACUAGACUCAAUUGUAUUUCCAUGUAUCCACAGUAGCUUACAUGUCAUACUCCCACCAUUGCAGCCCCCCAUGCUGUUAUAACACAUGGCUGUUUUAGGGCUAAAUGCCUUAAGGCCUCACUUUGUAGUCUGGUUUAAGCAGUGGUAAGGCAAGGCAAGUUUAUUUAUAUAGCACUUUUCAACACAAGGCAAUUCAAAGUGCUUUACAAAAAAUGAAAGACAUUAGAUGGUAACCUAGUAGUCUACAUUUACUUAAGAAUGCUACAUUUACAUAAGGCAUACUUUUUUUUUACCCCUCCGGGUGAAAAUCAAUAUAAAAGAAAAAUAUUCUACAAUAUAAGCCCUCUAGAGUACUUUUGAUGCCGGACGCAGGCCUUCUUUUUGUUAAAUACUUUUAUUUUACAUUUUGAUUUCAGAAUAUUUGCAGGGCUGCAAACUGUCAGGUCUUUUAAAUUACUUUUAAAACACUUUCUCUUAUGUUAUUGUAUUGCUUGUUUUAUUCUCAAAUGUAAUAAUAUUGCUGUUUUUUAGAUUAUUUUAUUCUCUGUGUAUUGAAAUGUGUUCGUUUUUUAUUUAGUCUGUAUAAGUCUUUAUUAUACCAUGGGUUCUACUUAUACUUAAGUAACGGAUUUGAGUAGCCUAUAACCACUGGGUAUAAGAUGGUGAAGAGGCCUAUACAGACUUUUUACGUUUAAACAAGUUUCGGUUCCAGGUUUAACUAUAAACCAUAAUAAAACGUUUCCACUUGCCUCAAUAACGCAUAUUAUGUAAAAUAAUGUAGGAAAUCCUGGCUGCAUCUGCUGGUUCCUGAAGAGAGUAAUACUUUUCACUCCCUAAAGCCUGAGCUGAAGAUGUAUUACAAACCUCAGCAGGGAAACCAUACCACCUGUAACCCACCACAGUAAACCCAGCUGAUUCCCUCAUUUUAACUCUGUGUGACUGCCUCCACAUAGUUUUAUGAUCCGUAGCCUGCCAAUAGGAUUCAGGCUGAGUUCUCUCAGAGGGAGUGGAAGCUAGCGUGUUCAGGCAAGAUACCCAUGCCUCACUUUGCCUACAAUGCCUCAUCCUUAUUUAGUCAGGAAACCUCAGAGUACCUCUAAUUGCUACGAGAGUCUCACGUUUUGAUGUGUAUCUCCGCAAUGGAUCAUACAAAUAUGUGGGAAAAGUGAAGUUGAAUGAGAAUGCAGGGCAAGGCCAACAUGGAUCCACAGAAGAAGUCCAUGGGAGAGAAGGCUCAACAUAUUCAGCAGCCUGAAGGUACUGUGAAAUGAAAGACUGACUCAUGCUAAUGAUUCAUAUAUUAAGCCACUGUGUGGUAAUAGUACGUUAAAUCAAGAAAACCGUAAUUGCAUUUACCAAAAAGAGACAUUUUAUUAUCUUAUUCUUCCUUAAAUGUAUUUCCUCAAAGGGAUUUUUCCAGGUAUGUGUAUUUGGCAUUGUGGCAACUGAUUGCCUAAUACACACUUCUUUUUUUACAUGAUUUGUUGUGUAGCAUGUAAAACAUGAGAAACAAAAGUAAAAUAGGUCUCAAUUGUCGUUAAAUGUUGUCUUAUAUCAGAAAACACUUAGGUAGCCCCAAAAAUACUUUAUUUUCUUCUGACCUGAAGUAUAUCAAUUUAGAUUUGUGUUGUGAGUGUUGGAUAUAUGAGCUCUAGGGCUGUCUGCCUUCUCUCCCAUAUAGUGGAAUUAAAUAGCACUGGGCUCAUGGUGCUCUAAUCUCCCAAAAGUACAAUUGAAAAACUCAGCAAGGUCUCUUUCCAGAAAUCAUGACCCAGUUACUAAAGAUAAUCCACAGACUUUGUUUUGAGCAUUCUCGUAAAAUAAAUAUUUUCUUUCGAACUUUCGUUGCCAUCCAGAAGCACAAGCCUGUCAUCCAUUAAGCCGGGAUGCACACGUUCUUCAGCACAAACCACAAAUGUGCUACAGAGUUAAAGUGGGCAUUAACAUAUUCUAACAGUGUUUGGUAAAUUACUGCAUCUUAGUCCGUUUUCUCUUUCCCAGAUGAGAAAAAAGCAGUGCAGAAGAGAACCUUCACCAGCGUGAACCUCCGAUUGAAGUGUACGACCUGUUCACAGACAUUCAAGAUGGAAGAAUACUCAUGGCUCUGCUUGAGGAGCUGUCUGGGUGCCAACUACUUUACAGGUUUAGGUCUUCUUCCCACCGCAUUUUCAGACUGAACAACAUUUCCAAGGCCCUGGCUUUCCUGGAUGAUAGACAUGUGAAGCUGCUUGGCAUCGAUGCCUCUGGCAUUGCUGAUGGGAUUCCCUCUGUUGUUCUUAACCUUGUCUGGAACAUGAUCCUGUAUUUCCAGGUAAAAGAAGUGACAGCAGGCCUCCAGAGACAUUUAUCUUCUAGCCUCUCCUCCUUAUCAAUGAGCAGUUACCCCUCCUCCAGCGACCUCUCGCCCCCGCCAAAUGACAUUGGCAGCUAUUUCUGCAGCACCCUGCCAAGCAAAUGCAAAAAGGCUGCCAAAGAGCUAAAGUACCAUGGGAAAGCAAUCAAGACUCUACUGCGAUGGGUCCAAAGAUGCACAUCAAAGUUUGGAGUGGAGGUUCAUGACUUUGGGAGGAGCUGGAGGAGUGGGCUGGCCUUCCUCGCUAUGAUAAAGUCCAUAAACACAGCCUUGGUUGACCUAAGGGCGAGCCUGUCCAGAGAGCCAAGAGAAAACAUUAAGCUGGCCUUCAUGGUAGCCCAUCACAAUUUGGACAUACCACCUCUGCUGGAGCCUGAAGAUGUGUCAGGCACUUCACCAGAUGAACAGUCCAUCAUCACCUAUGUGUCGAUGUUCCUGAGGUUUUGUCCAGACAAAGACGAGGAUGAUACAACAGAUAUGGAAGUUCCUGAUAUCCCACAUUUUGGAUCACUUGAGUCUGUCAGUAUUGGAGAAACUCUCGCUGAUGACCCAGAUGCCCAAGCAUUGCUCCAGGGCAUGAAGAAGAGCAGUGAACAGCUACUCUGGAAACGGUGGGCAAGGAGAUCCCAAGGGAGCCCCUGUGCCACCUCACUUCACACAACUGAAACCACGUCACCAUUCAACCAAUCGAAAAGCAGGAGUCGAAGCAUUUUACGGCCUCCCAGUCCACUGGAUGCAGGCGUUGCCAACCAGGAUAUCCGAUCAUGGAUGGAGAAAGCACCUGCGGAUCAGGAGUACAGCAAGCCAAGGGUGGACGAAAGUCACUUUUCUUUGAGCUCAGAGGAAGGAAUCUACAGCUUGUCGGCACUGGACUCAGACGAGGAGGAUGCCUACAGCUACAUACUUGAUCUGAAUAAAGAGGUUUUUCAACCAUAUAAUCAGAUACAAAAACAAGUUCCGAGGGUUGAAGAGGAAACAGAGGAAGAAAUGUUUCUGAAUGGAGAGCAUGCUGAAUCAAAACAUCUGGAAGAAUGUGAGAUUUUAAACGGCAGUGGAUGUACACAUCAAGAAGAUUCCCUAUUGCAACAUGUUGCAUCAGAAGUCAGGGAUCAGUCAGUGGCUCAUAGGAUGUUUGAUAGGGAUAAAAAUGAAAGGAGUUCCACAGAGGUGGCAGACAGCAUAGCUGCAUUUGAUAUAGAACCAAAGGAAGACAGCAGGGAGGAACAGGAAGAUGAGAGAGUUGUUAGAGGACAGAGUAAUGACGCUGGAGAUGACUCUGAGGAAGAGAGGGAGAAGACAGAAAAUGCUAGAUUUGUAAUGCAUGGACAUGAUAAAAGGGAUGCUCUUAUAGAUGAAUCCAAGAACACAAGGGUUUUCGAAGCCGCUAGUUGGAAUAGAGAGGUUGAGGAAGACACUGAAAAAGGGCUUUUUGAAAAAUGUCGACAAGUGAGCAAAAAGGUGCUUGAAAGUGAAGAGGAAGAACAUGGGGUGACAUUUGAGGAACGGCAGCAGGGGGAAGAAAGAGUUGAAGAGGAUAAUGUAAAGGAGGAAGAGAGGGAAAAGUGGGGAGGUAGUGCCAAGGUAGGAGAAAAUGGUAACAUAAUAACUGACAAGGCUGUAAAUGAAGUCAGCAGAGCUGAUGCAACUACAACAAACUCAAAAGAAGAAUAUUAUGGGAAAUACAAUGCCCAAAAAAUAAAUAAUUUAUCUUCUAAAGAAGAAAACAAGGCACAGUACAAUGAUGAAGUCAUGAAUCCAAUGGAUUUUGAGAAAGUCAAAACUGCAGAGCUUAACGACAGAGACAUUAAGACUGAGAAAUGUAAACUUGCUGUCAUUAAGGCAACAACAGGAGACCAUCCUGCCAAAACUGCCCCCAAAAAUAACACCAACGGAGGUGUUAACGUCCAUCCUGCCUCCAGUGCAACUUCUUGGUUAUUCGGAGAAAGAGGAUUCCUUUUUCAAUCUCCAGCAGCCUUUUGUGGCAUAACCCCAUUAGAGCUGGAAAUGCUCUUGCUCCUGUGGAUCCUGCUGUACUGCUACUUCAUCUUACCUCAAAUGAACUUCUGAGUCACCCUGCAGUGAGCCCUCCCUAUUACCAGAUGUUUAAUAUACUACCACCUUAAAAUCAAUUGAGGUUCACCUUUGGACAUUUUAGAAAUCUGACUUUCAACCCAACUUUUAUCCAAUUGACGUCUUUGACAAAUUUAAUCCUCAACUGUCUAUCACAUUUUUAAGAUUAUUUGUGGUUUCUGAGUGCACAUUGUCGUUACUGUUCUUUGGGUUGUGUAUCUAUCACCUUUUAUUUAAGUUUCUCAAUGCUUUAUUUUGUAUAGUAGAUGUUUUGUAUAGUAAUGCAUUUACUAAUAUAUUUUUUACAGAGGUGAAUCUCUUUUAGCUUACUCAAAAGGAUUUAUGGUUUAUUGAGCAGACAUUAAAUGUCAUCUCAAGAGUUGAACUGUGAAAUCACACUUAUGUCCUUGAGGUAGCAUUUUAAACUAAUGACAGGAAAGAAAUGUAAACUACCAAAUACGCAUGUUUGAAGCUUGAUCUAUAAUUGUGAAGUUCAAAGAUUUUGUGUUUAAGUUAAGUUGCUAGGCUUCACAAAUUGGACUGUUGUUUCUUCACCAGUUAACAAAGGGAAUGCAUGCCACAAACAUUGCACUAGCAAGCAGCUUAAAGUCACUCCUGUCAUUGGUCCUUAGAUUCCUGAUGAAAUAUAAUUCAAUCAUCACAUCUCAACUGUUUCAACUGUAUCUUAUCAUGAAUGAUUAAAGGCCUGUGGAAGUGUGCUGUGGUUUACAUAAGAAAACAAACCAUAUCUGUCUUCACUGACUAUUGUAACACCUAAAUACAUUAUGCCAUCUUUA
This is a messenger RNA of Gymnodraco acuticeps, 5757 nucleotides long. RefSeq lists its product as uncharacterized. Gene Ontology annotation, molecular function: actin filament binding. Gene Ontology annotation, cellular component: meiotic nuclear membrane microtubule tethering complex; cytoplasm; nuclear outer membrane. The record is from RefSeq and is a predicted model, not a curated record. Gene Ontology annotation, biological process: nuclear migration. Lineage: Eukaryota; Metazoa; Chordata; Actinopteri; Perciformes; Bathydraconidae. The transcript has 9 exons. Bases 2636 to 4957 code for a protein of 773 amino acids.